Messenger RNA from Trachemys scripta elegans, 3240 nucleotides. RefSeq names its product minichromosome maintenance complex component 3 (gene MCM3). The coding region runs from base 176 to 2614 and encodes 812 amino acids. The transcript has 17 exons. The record is from RefSeq and is a predicted model, not a curated record. Gene Ontology annotation, molecular function: single-stranded DNA binding; ATP binding; ATP hydrolysis activity. NCBI's taxonomy places the organism in Eukaryota, Metazoa, Chordata, Testudines, Emydidae. Gene Ontology annotation, cellular component: nucleus; MCM complex. Gene Ontology annotation, biological process: DNA replication; mitotic DNA replication initiation; DNA strand elongation involved in DNA replication.
GCGGAGCCAGCGCGAGAGUGAGCGCGGCGGACCCGAUCUGCGCCCCUCCAGCCUCUGCCCCGCGGGUUCGCGCCCUCCCGUCCGGCCCUGAGCAGCGUCUGGGCUCCCCCCCGCCGCCCAGCCGGCCCCGAGCGCAGGGACCCCCGGGCAGGGUCCGCUCCCCAGCGCAGGCAGCAUGGCGGCCCCCCCGGUGGGGCUGGAGGACGCGGAGUUGCGAGAGGCGCAGCGCGACUACCUCGACUUCCUGGACGAUGAGGAAGAUCAGGGGAUUUACCAGAGCAAAGUCCGGGAUGUGAUCAGUGACAAUCAGUAUCGUCUGAUUGUCAGCAUCAAUGACCUACGGCGGAAGAAUGAGAAGAGAGCCAACCGGCUCCUGAGCAAUGCCUUCGAGGAGCUGGUCGCCUUUCAGCGCGCCCUGAAGGACUUUGUUGCCUCCAUUGACGCCACGUACGCUAAGCAGUAUGAGGAGUUCUACAUCGGGCUCGAGGGCAGCUUUGGUUCCAAACACGUGACGCCCCGGACACUGACAUCCUGUUUUCUGGGCUGCAUGGUCUGCGUGGAGGGCAUUGUCACAAAAUGCUCUCUGGUACGUCCAAAGAUCGUCCGCAGUGUCCAUUACUGCGCAGCUACCAAGAAGACCAUUGAACGCCGAUACACGGACAUGACGACUCUUGAAGCUUUUCCAUCCAGCUCUGUCUACCCCACCAAGGAUGAAGAGAACAAUCCCCUGGAGACGGAGUUUGGCCUCUCUGUCUACAAGGACCAUCAAACCAUCACCAUCCAGGAGAUGCCUGAGAAGGCCCCAGCUGGUCAGCUUCCUCGCUCUGUGGACAUUGUUCUGGAUGAUGACCUGGUGGAUAGGGUGAAGCCUGGGGACCGAAUCCAGGUUGUUGGGACUUACCGCUGUCUGCCCGGGAAGAAGGGGGGCUACACAUCAGGGACAUUCAGAACCAUUUUGAUCGCCUGCCAUGUGAAGCAGAUGAGCAAAGAAGUUCGGCCUCUCUACUCUGCCUCUGAUGUAGCCAAGAUCAAGAGAUUUAGCAAAAGUCGCUCAAAGGAUGUCUUUGACCAGCUGUCGAGGUCUCUGGCCCCCAGUAUCCACGGGCAUGAGUAUAUCAAGAAGGCGAUUCUCUGCAUGCUGCUCGGAGGAGUGGAGAAGGUCCUGGAGAAUGGGAGCCGCAUCCGAGGAGACAUCAACAUCCUGCUGAUCGGAGACCCUUCGGUCGCCAAGUCUCAGCUGCUGCGUUAUGUGCUCUCCACAGCCCCCCGGGCCAUCCCGACCACUGGCAGGGGCUCCUCCGGGGUUGGUCUGACUGCUGCCGUCACCACGGACCAAGAAACCGGUGAACGCCGCUUGGAAGCGGGAGCCAUGGUCCUGGCUGACCGGGGCGUGGUCUGCAUUGAUGAGUUCGACAAGAUGUCUGACAUCGACCGCACCGCCAUCCAUGAGGUGAUGGAGCAGGGCCGCGUGACCAUUGCCAAGGCAGGCAUCCAUGCCAGGCUCAAUGCCCGCUGCAGUGUGCUGGCUGCAGCCAAUCCUGUCUACGGCAGGUACGAUCAGUACAAAACUCCCAUGGAGAACAUCGGCCUUCAAGACUCCUUGCUGUCCCGAUUCGAUCUGCUCUUCAUUGUCUUGGAUCAGAUGGACCCAGAGCAUGACAGGGAGAUCUCAGACCACGUCCUGCGAAUGCACCGGUACCGAGGACCUGGCGAGCAGGAUGGGGAUGCCAUGCCCCUGGGCAGCGCAAUAGAGAUCCUGGCUACGGAUGAUCCUAAUGUGGUGCAGGAGGAGGACCAGGAGCUACAAGUGUAUGAGAAACACGACAACCUUCUGCAUGGUCCCAAGAGGCACAAAGAGAAGAUAGUUAGCAUGGAGUUCAUGAGAAAAUACAUCCACGUGGCCAAGAUCAUCAAGCCGGUGUUGACCCAAGAGUCAGCGAAUUACAUAGCGGAGGAGUACUCCCGCCUCCGCAGCCAGGACCAGAUGAGCUCCGACAUCGCUAGGACCUCCCCUGUCACGGCCCGUACGCUGGAGACGCUGAUCAGACUUUCCACGGCCCACGCGAAAGCCAGGAUGAACAAAACAAUCGACCUGCAGGACGCGGAAGCUGCUGUAGAGCUGGUGCAGUUCGCCUACUUCAAAAAGGUGCUGGAGAAAGAAAAGAAACGCAAAAAGCAGGCGGAGGAUGAUACAGAGACUGAAGAGGAAGAGGAACCAGAGGGUGGCGAGAGAAGGAAAAAGAGGAGGAAGAAGGCACGCCCUGGGGAUCAGGAAGCCAAGGAGGGGGAGUCUUAUGACCCCUAUGACUUCAGUGACACAGAAGAGGAAAUGCCAGAAGUCCAGGCACAUACCCCAAAGACCCCUGAACCUGCGGAGACUGGAGGGAGCAAAAAGACCGAGUUGGCUGACUCAAGGCUGAAAGCUUUCAAGGCUGGCCUCUUGGAGGUGUUCAGAGCUGCCCAUGCGCAGUCUGUGGGUCUGAAGAGCCUGAUGGAGUCCAUCAACCGGGACAACCCUGACCCCUUCUCGGCAGCUGAAGUCAAGGUGGCAUUGGAGCGCAUGCAAGACGAUAACCAGAUCAUGAUGUCUGAUGACAUUAUCUUCUUAAUCUGAACUUCAGGGUGGGAGAUGCCAAAUUCUCAUGAAUUGGCAUUGGAAACUCUUCUCCUCUGAGUCCUCAGACCCAUCCUGAAUGCUUUACUUGGCAGAACUGAACUUUCUGCCACUUGUAGCCCAAGCUGGAAUUGGCAAACUCUGCAGCUGCACUGCCUCAUGGAGCUUGAGAGGGAAUAAAGAAGCUGGUUCUUGAAGGCCUGGGGAUCCAAAGUCUGUUUUGGUUAGUUUGAUUCCAAAACCAUUGGAAUGUUUUUGUUUUUAUGAGUAGCAAAAAGCCCUUGCGUACAAAUUACUUAUCUUCUAAAUGUGCUCUAGGUGAGUCUCAGCUGUAUGCAACUGCUAAUGAGCUUCAUUCAGGACACAAUAGUUGAGAUUGAUUUGGGAUUUUUAUCUCCGUGUGGAGAGCUCAGGAUACAAGUUCUUGCUAUACACUUUCACGUAGCACAGAUUUCUCAUUCCGAAGUGGUCCUUUUAAACCCCACUUCCAUUUUUUUAAAUGUUUGCCUAAAGUGUUACUUUUACUUUUUACAGUGGCAAUGCACAAAUUCACCAUUUGGUGGCAACAGUUUUAUAAAUUCUCAUACUUUACAGUUUUUAAAUGGGAUAUUAAUAUGCACUUAGGA